Messenger RNA from Papilio polytes (common Mormon), 1120 nucleotides. RefSeq lists its product as uncharacterized. The transcript is spliced from 7 exons. The annotation marks the transcript as partial. NCBI's taxonomy places the organism in Eukaryota, Metazoa, Arthropoda, Insecta, Lepidoptera, Papilionidae. The record is from RefSeq and is a predicted model, not a curated record.
ACUUCAUGACGGUUUAAAUAAAAGCAUCAGCUCUUUUGAGCGUUGGCAUUUUAUUAUAUUAGAACAUUUUUUAUCAAAAUUUUAUGCGAAAAGUAGAAAUUGCUCAUCUAUUUUUAUAAUGAUUUAAAAUCUUGAAAAUUUCAGCAGCGAGGAAAACAGAAAAAAAAUCAAAAUGCAUGAUAAGAUCUUGCGGCUAGCGGACGUGUGGAAGACAUGCAACAAGAUCCGUGCAGCCAGCUUCCGCGUCGGCCUCAACCUGUGGGACUGGUACCGCCCCCUCGACCCCGAUGGCAACUGUCUACUCUCCGAGUCAAAGUUUGUGUCGAUCUUGGCGGGCCCGCUGCGUCCGGUGGUUGGCCUGUCGGACGCGGAGAUCUCGCAGCUGGCGGACUACUUCCGCGCGCAGGAUGGCCGCGUUCACUACCACCAGCUCUGCCAGAUCAUACAUGGCGAGGAUGCGAGCGACCGCAGCCGCACAUCUGCGGACUGCAUCCUGGAGGCGUGCCCGCCGCCGCCGGAGCCGCGCUGCCACACGCUGGACAAGUGGCAGACACGUCGCUUGUGCUGCUUGCUGGCCACCAUCGCCGCACGCGACCUCCCGCUCAGGCCAUACUUCCAGGAUUAUGAACUCGUAGCCAAAAACGAUGGCCGCAUUACGUUCGCUCAUUUCGCUAGGAUUCUGCACUUCGUGGGCGUGAUCCUCUCCCCCGAGGACUUUAACUUAAUCGUGCGCCGGUUUAUUAAAGACUCCUACACCAUCGACUAUGUUGAGUUUCUUAAAGCGGUGGAGGCAGUCAAAAAGGAAGGAAUACAAGGACUCGGACCGGCGUACCAGCACCCGGGCGCGGUGCUGGACACGACGCUGCCGAAGCUGUCGCGGCCGGAGGUGGCGGCAGGGCGGUCGGGCGCGCUGCUGGGCACGGAGGUGUUCCACCCCGCGCUGCAGCCGCCGCGGCCGCCGCGCGCGCUCCUCGACAUCAUGCUCCGGGUGCAGGAGUUCGUGCUGCAGCGCCGGAUCAGGGUUUCAGAAUAUUUUAGGGACUUUGACACGCUGAACUGUGGCCGCAUAAUGCCGCAGCAGUUCCGGCGCGCGAUGGACGCCAUGGGCCUCGGCAGCGUG